This is a messenger RNA of Nannospalax galili (Upper Galilee mountains blind mole rat), 1206 nucleotides long. RefSeq names its product olfactory receptor 150-like. Gene Ontology annotation, molecular function: odorant binding; olfactory receptor activity; G protein-coupled receptor activity. Gene Ontology annotation, cellular component: membrane. The record is from RefSeq and is a predicted model, not a curated record. Bases 10 to 1206 code for a protein of 398 amino acids. NCBI's taxonomy places the organism in Eukaryota, Metazoa, Chordata, Mammalia, Rodentia, Spalacidae. Gene Ontology annotation, biological process: G protein-coupled receptor signaling pathway; sensory perception of smell. The transcript has 2 exons.
CAGAAGGAAAUGCAAGAAGCAAACCAUUCCACAGUGACUGAGUUCAUCCUCGCUGGGUUGACAGACAAACCGGAGCUGCAGCUGCCCCUCUUCCUGCUCUUCCUCGGGAUCUACGUGCUCACAGUGCUGGGGAACCUGGGCAUGAUCAUCCUGAUCCUGCUCAGCUCCCACCUGCACACCCCCAUGUACUUCUUCCUCAGCAGUCUGUCCUUCAUUGACCUCUGUUAUUCCACAGUCAUUACCCCCAAAAUGCUGAGUUCCCAGAAGGAAAUGGAAGAAGUAAACCAUUCCACAGUGACUGAGUUCAUCCUCGCUGGGUUGACAGACAAACCUGAGCUGCAGCUGCCCCUCUUCCUGCUCUUCCUCGGGAUCUACGUGCUCACAGUGCUGGGGAACCUGGGCAUGAUCAUCCUGAUCCUGCUCAGCUCCCACCUGCACACCCCCAUGUACUUCUUCCUCAGCAGUCUGUCCUUCAUUGACCUCUGUUAUUCCACAGUCAUUACCCCCAAAAUGCUGGUGAACUUUGUGACAGACAAAAACAUCAUCUCCCCUGAAUGCAUGACUCAGCUCUACUUCUUCCUCAUUUUUGUUAUAUCUGAGUGUCACAUGUUGGCUGCAAUGGCCUAUGACCGCUAUGUGGCCAUCUGUAACCCCCUGCUUUACAAUGUCACCAUGUCUUAUCAAGUCUGUUUCUGUAUGGUAAGUGGGGUGUACAGCAUAGGCUUUCUUGGUGCCACAUCUCAUACUCUCUGCAUGCUAAGAGUGAUUUUCUGCAAGGAUAAUAAAAUAAAACAUUAUUUCUGUGAUAUUCUUCCAUUGCUGCAGCUCUCCUGUUCUAGUACUUUUAUCAAUAUGGUAGUACUUCUAUGCUUCAGUGCUUUUAAUUUCUCUAUUCCAACCUUAACCAUCAUGGGUUCUUACAUCUUCAUCAUUGCCAGCAUUCUCCGCAUUAAAUCCACGGAGGGCAGGUUCAAAGCCUUCAGUACCUGCAGCUCCCACUUCUCUGCUGUGGCCGUCUUCUUUGGUUCUCUGGCAUUCAUGUACUUACAGCCAUCAUCAGUCAGCUCCAAAGAUCAAGGAAAAAUGUCAUCUGUGCUUUAUACUACUGUUGUCCCCAUGGUCAACCCCCUGAUCUAUAGCCUAAGGAAUAAGGAUGUCAAACUUGCUCUAAAUAAGUUGCUUGUAAAACAGAACUUUUUUAUGUAG